Molecule: messenger RNA, 1225 nt
Organism: Solea solea (common sole)
Lineage: Eukaryota; Metazoa; Chordata; Actinopteri; Pleuronectiformes; Soleidae
Gene: il20rb
Product: cytokine receptor family member B16
Exons: 7
Coding region: 14-1084 (356 amino acids)
Molecular function (GO): interleukin-20 binding
Source: RefSeq, a predicted model, not a curated record
UGUGGUUCUGGUAAUGACCCUGAUGUGGACUAAGAGUCUGGUGAUGAUCAUCAUCAUGAUCCUGCUGCUCGACUCAAACAGUGCAGGGGUCAGGACGCUGCUGCCUCCUCCCGCCUCAGUCUCUGUGGAGUCUGUUGACAUGAGACACAUCCUGAGGUGGCGCCCCCUUCAGGUUUCGUGCAACACUUCUUCAGCUCUGUACUCUGUGCAGUUCCAGGGGGAGUUUGAGUUGACGGUUCUGAACGACAGUUGGGUCGACGCCGCCGAGUGUCAGCUGAUCCCUCGGAGUCACUGCGACCUGACCCUUGACCUGGGCUCUGACUCCGACUACAGCGUCCGCGUCAGAGCGAAGUGUGGGUCACAGUUGUCCACAUGGGCGGUGCUCUCUCCACCGUUCAACCGCAAAAACAGUGUCCUGACAGUGCCGGACAUGAAGGUGUCUGCCGUGGGCGACACCCUUCAGGUGUCUUUUGACAAAGUCCCUCCCUCUGCCGUCAUCAGGGUGACGGUGUGGAGGUCAGGCAACGAGCUGAAGGCUGACGUUUACUCAAUAGCAGCUGAGCAGGCGGGACUGAACAUCGCUGACCUGCAGGAGGGAGUGAAGUACUGCGUGCGAGCGCGGCUCAUCCUGGAGAAUCAGCUCCAGAGCAACAGCACCGACACUCACUGUGACGUCAUCCCAGGUUCAGGUCCUGCGUGGAGAACAGUGACCACAGUGACGGUGACCAUAGUCCUCAUGUCCGUCCUCUUGUCCGCCAUCUUCUCCGUCGUCGUCCACUGUGACUUCUGUCAAACUUAUUUCCAGAAAGAUCCACAUCCGCUGUCGCUGCCAUCAGUUUGGGAUCUUCAAACUGCGACUGUGUGUCACGAGCCUGAAGUUUGUGAUCUGAUCGACGCGAUGAUCAACUCAGAGCAGCAGACAUUAAAGAGUGAUGAAGAUGAAGAAGAUGAAGAUGUGUUUGUGUCACAUGUGGACAAACAAGGUGUCAAACUUCCUUCCUCUGUGGACGUGGUGGACAGUUAUUGUUCUCAGUUGCGUGAGUCCACUGCUGCCAAACAAAGUAUUUUAUAUUUUUAUGUUUAAUAUCGUCUCUCACUGUUUUAAUUAAUUUAAUUAAUUAUUUGUUCUGUAACUGAUGUUUGUUUUCUUCCUCGCUUGAGCUGCACAUCAUCACAAUUAUUAAUUAUUAAUUCUUUUUAUUAAUUCUGUUUCUGACGUAUUCAA